Molecule: messenger RNA, 3702 nt
Organism: Haemonchus placei
Lineage: Eukaryota; Metazoa; Nematoda; Chromadorea; Rhabditida; Trichostrongylidae
Source: the annotation of a GenBank genome assembly
AAAAAGCCUGUUGUUCAGUUGCUGGAAGACCUAAUUCUGCCGGACGAUCAACCUGCUAUUGAGGCUCGUCCACUUCCACUGUUAUGCAGAACCAAUUUCGAUACAAACUUCGAAGACAGGAAUGCGUACGUCACAGGAGUUUCCAAAUACAUCGAGGAGGCUACACGACAUGCAUUAUUUAAUGACCUGCUGGCUGAGGGAUUACAACAUGCUGCAAAUCUUUAUACGUGGAGAUGUUGCUCACGAGCUGCCCCUACAGUGAAGUCAAAUGAUCAGCCGAAUCGCGUAGAAAUCAACAUGAAAGUAGUGGAAGUCCUGAGACCUGAAGUCGAUAAGCUGCAGCAGUUUAUGCUGUUUACGAAUGAUGCCAUCUCGCGUUUCUGCGAAGAAGUUAGGCGCCUUUGCCACAUAGAAAAACGAAAAGACUUCGUUUCUGAAGCAUAUCUAUUGACAUUGGGUAGGUUUUUGAAUAUGUUCGCUGUGUUGGACGAGUUAAAGAACAUGAAGGCUUCAAUAAAAAAUGAUUUCUCUGCUUUUCGAAGAGCCGCCCAAUUUCUUCAAGUCAUGUCGGAUACACAAACUAUUCACGAUAUGCAAAACCUGAGCAUGUUUCUAGCUACACAAAACAAAAUAAAAGAUGACAUCCGGGCAAAGAUGGUGAAGAUUGAGGCCUAUGAAGAGCUGCUUACUGAUGUUAUAAACAUUUGUGCUCAUAUGUUUGAAGCUCAUCUUUACCUUGCUCCAUCAGAGCGACAUAUGUUUGUGAAAGUGAUAGCGUUCUCUCUUUUCCUUAUGGACGGUGAUUCUGCUAAUGUUGCGAAAAUGGAUCAGAAGAAAAGGUUGAACAUCAGCCGGUUGGAUAGAAUUUUCAAGUCGCUUGAAGUUGUCCCUCUGUAUGGAGAUAUGCAAAUUCAACCAUUUUCGUUCGUGAGAAGAUCACAAUUUUAUGAUGCUAGUAAAUGGCCCCUAAGUGACAAGGAGGGGGAAAAAUGUCAUGUCAAUAUUGUUGAAAGAGUGAAGGUCACCAGGGCAGAUCACGAGUCCUACGUCACGCAACUGGCCAAAUUAAACAACAGUGUGGCUAUAAGUGACCGUGUCUCACUGAAUUCUGAUGCUGAAAACCGCGAGUUGACGUCGUUGGCACUGAGUGGAGUACAGUUGUUGUGUCAGUGGACAGCGGACGUUGUUGAAACCAUUAGUUGGAAACUGCUGCACCCAACAAAUAGCAAAGAUAACAAGGACUGCCCGGAAAAUGCAGAGGAGUAUGAAAGAGCAACGAGAUACAAUUAUUCUGCAGCUGAAAAAACUGCACUGAUUCAGACUAUUGCUAUGAUAAAAGGCUUACAGUCGCUGUUAGGACGAAUCGAAUCAUCUUUAUCGAAUGCUAUCAGACGUCACAUAUAUGCAGAAUUACAAGGCUUCGUGCAGCAUGCCUUCAACGAGCCUAUUCAGAAAGCUGUCAAGGGUAAAAAGGAUUUAUUGGCCAGUAUUCUGCAAUCGGUUCGUGACACAUGUAUUGAUGCGUACACUUCUGCUUCGGAAUCUCGCCCAUCAAUGGAGAAGCUGAAGAAACGUCAAGGAAAAGAAUCAACCAACAGCUCAAAUAGCGAUUUACGAGUAGCUCGGAGAGCUUCACCCCCAACUCCAAGCAGCACGCAGCUCUAUAUGGCCAGAACGCAGUUAGAGUCAUUGAUUUCGGAGCGGGCUAGCGGUGGAAAACGCGUCCUCAGAAAGGAACUCGAUGCAAAAACAAUAGAAAGGAUUUCUGUCUUCUUACGCAAAUCAACCCAUUGGCCUGCGCUUUUCCGACUUUCUGACUCAUUAACCGAGGCAGCUGAGCUAAGCCAACUUUGGUUUAGAGAGUUCUACUUGGAAAUGACAAUGGGGCAACGUAUCCAGUUUCCAAUAGAGAUGUCGAUACCGUGGAUUCUGACAGAUCAUAUUCUGACCAAUCCGGAUUCGUCUUUAGUGGAAGGAGCUUUAUAUCAGCUCGAUUUAUACAAUGAUGCCGCUAAUUAUAUUAUCCGAUAUGGUAUUCACCCACUUCAAGCAGCUCGCCUCGUGGUUCGUUUCUUUUCUGUCAUGAUGCUCGACAAGCGUUUCAAACUUGAUUGCCAAAGGGCCGGAGUGACUAUAAGGACACCUCCUGCAGGUCGAUUUGACAGUAUUCUAAGACAAAGGCAUGUGCAGUUGCUUGGCCGAUCUAUCGAUUUGAAUCGCUUGAUUUCCCAACGGAUUAGUAUUGCGCUCCUGAAAGCCCUCGAUACAGCCAUAUGGAUGUUUGAAAGUGCUGAACUUUCCACCAUUGUUGAACUGGAUUUUUUGAUAGAAACCAACAAACUGUGUCAUUCGCUGCUGAGAGAAAGGUUGUUCUCUGUUCCAGAUUUUAACGACCUUUUACUUGAGGCUAACCAUAAUGUCUCUGCACCUCACGGACGCAUAACUUUACAUGUUUUCUGGGAAUUGAAUUAUGAUUUUGUUCCGAAUUUUUUCUACAAUGGAUCAACCCACCGCUUUGUUCGUGCAAAGGAGGUGUUUCGAAAGACGCCAUCACGAGAAAGGAAACCCCAGGUUUCUUUUAUUUAUUUAUGGGGUUCGAAGUCUUUGAAUGCUGCAUUCGCGAACAUAUUCUUCCCCUUCUCACGAUUCAUAGGAAUUCCUCAUUUGAAAGCGAUCGCACGGCUGAUGCAGUACCAAGGUAUUGCUGUCAUUUUGGAAGAAUUAUUAAAGAUGGCUCGGAUACUGAUUUCUGACAAAAUAAAACGCCAUCUGAAAACAAUCUAUUCUGUUAUGCCAAAAGUGUGCAAGUUGCCACGAAGCGACUAUGGUAGUCCAGGUGUUCUCCAGUACUACUUCCAUCAUCUUGAAGGCGUAGGGAAGUAUAACGAGUUGAAAGGCGAAUUUUGCCAGGAUCUUCGUGAACUGGGUAAUAUUAUUCUCUUUUGCCACCAGUUAGAGACUGGCAUGGCUCAAGAGGAGGUACAAGAUCUAUUGGCAGCAGCCGCUUUUACCAACGUGAUCCCGAAACCGCCUGCAAAAAAUGUUGCUGAACAAGAAAAGCAGCUCGCCAAGCUUGAGGAAAAAUACUCACGAAUUCAGCUCACUAAUGUAGUAGAGAAAUUUGGCGAUGAUAAGCAAAUCGCUAUAUCGAGGGAGGCUGAACUUAUGACCAAGGAGCGACUUUGUUGUGGAUUGAACAUCUUCGAAAUGUUUUUAAGAAGGAUUCGACAGAUGCUUCUAGACGACUCGGUUUUCACUGGAGGAUAUCCAACCAAUGGGGUUAUAUGGGUGGACGAGUGCGUGGAAUUUCAUCGAGUAUGGUCUGCACUGCAGUUCUUCAUUUGUCAACCACGAGGCAACGAAGAUGAAAGACUUGUAGAAGAGCUUUUCGGCGAUUCUUUGCAAUGGGCUGGCAUGUCUGUCAUUUCUCUCCUUGGACAACACAGGCGUUUUGAAGUCCUCGAUUUCUGUUAUCACCUCCACCGAAUUCAGAAAUUCGAUGGGAAAGAUGAGACUGUCAAUGGAGUUCGUCUUAGCCGUAUGGUGGAAAGAAUACGACGAUUUCAGCUAUUGAAUUCGCAGAUCCUCACAAUACUUUGCAAUUACUUAACAGCAAAUGAGGAGUUCGAAGAAGAGCACGUGCGGGAGUUUAUGCCACCCACACAUCCUUCUCUUACGGGACAGUUUUCGGUAGAGUCGUAG